AUGCCCGACCAGAUCCUUUACCUCUACGGUGGAGACCGACCGUGGACCUCAGACGCCUGGGUAACCUCGGACGACCGCGUGCGAGGCGGCGCCAGCCAAUCGUAUCUCACGGUAGAGACUCCCCAGCAUGCCCGCUUCCACGGUCACUUGGACACGACGGCUCUUGGCGGAGCAGGGUUCGCCUCGCAGCACUCGCUGGGGACAUUGGCGUUGAACCUCGAGGGGUACGAGGGCAUCAUUGUUUCCAUCAGAGGACCCGACAAGGCGGACGGCAAGAAGUAUGCCUUGACGCUGAAGAAUGAGAUUCUGCCUCGGAGGGACGACGGCCGCGAACAGAGCACCGUGAGCUGGGAGGCCGAGUUUGUGGCCAAGAAACCUGGCGACGUCAAGCUGAGAUGGGCUGAUUUCAAAGCCACGUACCGGGGCAGGGAGAAGAGGGACGCGGGCGAGUUGGACUUGAGGGAUAUCAAAAGGGUCGGGUUGAUGAUGCGGAGUUACUUUGGCGAGCAAGAGGGCGACUUUGAGCUGCACCUGUAUUCCAUCUCGGCAUUCAAGCACGUUCCGUACGAGGCGGACAGUCAUGACGGUGGUGGUGGUGAUGGUGGUGGUGAUGAUGAAAAGCACCAUCCCACGGCACGACGGCACGGGUCAUGGGAGACGACCGCCCGCACGGCUAAGUGGUGGAAGUCGUUGCUCUGCGGACUAGUCUAG
Messenger RNA from Metarhizium album ARSEF 1941, 711 nucleotides. Its product is annotated as Complex I intermediate-associated protein 30. Lineage: Eukaryota; Fungi; Ascomycota; Sordariomycetes; Hypocreales; Clavicipitaceae. The coding region runs from base 1 to 711 and encodes 236 amino acids. Gene Ontology annotation, biological process: NADH dehydrogenase complex assembly. The record is from RefSeq and is a predicted model, not a curated record. The transcript is spliced from 3 exons.